Molecule: messenger RNA, 468 nt
Organism: Colletotrichum navitas
Lineage: Eukaryota; Fungi; Ascomycota; Sordariomycetes; Glomerellales; Glomerellaceae
Product: Alpha/Beta hydrolase protein
Exons: 4
Source: RefSeq, a predicted model, not a curated record
AUGGACCAGCUGCUUGCAUUGCGCGGGGUCCGAGAGAACAUCGCCGCCUUUGGAUGUGACCUGAAAAAGGUGAUGCUAUUCGGCCAAUCCGCAGGUGCCCAACAUACCUUCUUCAUUGCCACGCGCCCUGAUGCCCCAUCGCUGAUCAAGGCCGCGGCUAUGGAGUCCGGCGCGGGACGAGACUAUCCGACGAUCGACAAGGUGCAGUUCUGGCAGAAAUCCUUCAUGGAUGGCCUGAAUUGCACCGAUCUCGCUUGCGCUCGUAAUGAACGCCUGGGGCCCUUUGUCGGCUCAAACAUAGAGGACGCGUCGCUGUUCAUUUUCGGCGCCGCCGCCCCGCUUAUCAAUCAGACCUACUCCGUCUCUAACUUUUCGUCCCUUGUGGCGCCUGUGUUCGCCGCCAUGGUCGACGUCUACACUGCCUUUGCCUUCACCUGCCCGACCUAUCGUGCCCUGCUCGGCAGCGUC